GCAUCAGAGUGUGUAACGUUAGGUCUCUUCCACAGGUGUCUUUCACAUAAAGGAUGCCGAUCUGUUGAAACAGCUGAGUCCGCCCUCCUCCUUGAGCAUUUUAUUAUUCUUGCUCCGAAGACAGAUUUGAAGUUAAUGUUUCGCCAGGAGGUUGGUGUCCUGUCCUUUAUACCGUCUUGUUCGUACCUUUUUCAAUACGAGCAGAGGAACAUGUCUCGGUAUAAUAUCUACAGUCUGCUGGACUGGAUCUAUGGAGGUGUGGACCCCAUGUUUGAGGGUAAUGGAGGGCCAGAGUGCGCAGCCUUCCUCUCUCCAAAACAGAGAAUAUUGGAGACUCUGGUCAUUGUGUUGUUCUCUAUUCUGGAAGUGGUGGUGGCCAUGAAGAAGCUCAAUGUCCCUAAAGAGGUCCGAGAUGUUGGGAGAGAUGGCAGGAGGAGUAAGGAAGACAGCUGGGGCAAGAACCUGUUGCUUGUGGCUCUGUGCAUGACUUUUGGUGUUGAGGUUGGGUUUAAGUUUGCCACAAAGACUGUGAUCUACCUCCUCAAUCCAUGUCAUGUGGUCACAAUGGUGCAAAUCUUCCUGCUUGCAUGUCCCCCCUGUAAAACUGCAAUGGUUAUCUUUAGACUUCAGGUCCACAUGCUGAAUGGAGCCCUUCUAGCUCUUCUCUUUCCAGUAGUCAACACUAGACUGCUUCCAUUUGAAAAGGAGAUCUAUUAUAUUCAACACUCCAUGCUGUAUCUUGUGCCUGUCUACCUCUUCAGAAAAGGAGGUGUGUAUAAGCCAGAGCCGCUGGGUGACAUGUGGUGGGCGCUGCUGUCCUCAGGAAUCCUCUUCCUCUACCACUUUGUAUUCCUCCAGGGCCUUGGAAUGUUGACCGAAGUGAAUUUGAACAACAUGCUGUGUCCUGCUGUCUCUGACCCGUUUUAUGGACCCUGGUAUCGAGUGUGGGCAACGGGCCACCAGACAGCCUUGACUUUACUGCACGGCAAGGCUCUGACCAUCCUCUCGCAACACACUGCUCCCACAUGCCGGGAUUUACUGGAUAUAGCACGUCUACGUCUACGCAACAAGAAGAUGGACUAGUGUUUUUAUCAGCAGUCUCACAUGGACAAAACCUCAUGCUCCUGAACCAAAACUUGUCCAGCAUCCUAGAUAAAAGCGUAACGUUAGUACAUGCCUUUAUUUUCCUAUUUGUUGUUGUUUGGUCCUAACCUGGUUUCUCAUAGCUGGAUCGAAGAAUUGUUUUUACACCAAAGGAGCAGGGGACAGCAGGAUUCAAACAUCAACCAUGCCUUUUUCUUUUCAGUUUAAAUGUUUAGCAAAAUGAAGAUUCGGUGAACUCUCAACAGACGUAACCUUUCUUCUCAUGUUGCCUUCUUUAGUUAUGCUCAUCGAACAGUGAAAUGGGGCCAACUCAUUUGCUGAAUAGCGGUUGCACAGUUCCUCACGCCUUUCGUCCUGGAAAUGCAGUUGU
This is a messenger RNA of Rhinichthys klamathensis goyatoka, 1474 nucleotides long. Its product is annotated as transmembrane protein 164. The transcript is spliced from 6 exons. Lineage: Eukaryota; Metazoa; Chordata; Actinopteri; Cypriniformes; Leuciscidae. The coding region runs from base 136 to 1083 and encodes 315 amino acids. The record is from RefSeq and is a predicted model, not a curated record.